AUGGAAUACAAAUCAUGGACCAGAAGAAAAUACAAGCAGUACCCAAAACCCCAACAGGAGCACCAAAAAGAAAAUCAACAUGCUGAAUGUAACAAUGCUGAACAACAAAAACAGGUGGCUGAAAGCAUUGAAAAACAGCAACAAAACAACAGCAAAAACACAAAAAAUCAUCUUCAAAGAGAGGGUAAAAAGGUGGCUCAACAUGACACAACAAUGCCUGAUAAUUAUCAAAGUAAUCAUGGAAGUCCAUCACUUGAAAACCAAGGGCAGGAGAAAUGGAAAAUGCAGCACCGAAGAGGUAUUGACUUGAAUAAAAUCCAACCCCCUAACCUCGCCGGUACUGCUGAAUAUGAUGGCUUAAAGAGUGGGAAGGAAUUGGUGAAUUCUUGUCAAAAUACUCCUGUUUCUGAAGAUGAUGUAGAGGGAAGGGAAGGGUGUCAUGUGGAAGUGUUGGAAAAAAAUGAAGGGGUCAACCAUCAUUCUUCUAAUGAAGUGGUUACAGGUGCUAAAAAUUUGCAGCCACUAGUAACUACUACUGCUGAAGCUAAUAACUUGACCCAGGAAAAGAAUGACAAGUUGGUUGCUUCUUCUUCUUCUUUGAUUGUAGAGUUGAACUCUACCACUAAAAAGAAUAAGGAAGCAAUUCAACAAAAAAAAAAAGAUCAACAAGAAAUAAAAGCAACAAAGAAGAAAGACAGGUUUACUAGUAAGCCGACAAGUUCAAAGGAUGUUUGUACGGAGAACAAGGUGGCUCCACUAGUAGAAGAAUAUGAACAAUAUCAGGAUCACUUUUCAGAAUCGCCAAAGUCCACUAGUAAGCCAUCUAGUUCAAAGGAAUUGGAGGAUGAAGAAGAUGAAUAUCGAGUGAUUCACUCGGAAGACGAAGAAGAUCUUGACAACCUUUCGAUAGAGGAGGAGUGUCAAGAACUUCUCAAAUCCAUUCAUUUUACAGGUAACACGGAUUUUAAUCAGGAAAGACAAGAAGUGACAAACAAAUAG
This is a messenger RNA of Capsicum annuum, 999 nucleotides long. Its product is annotated as glutamic acid-rich protein-like. The transcript is spliced from 5 exons. NCBI's taxonomy places the organism in Eukaryota, Viridiplantae, Streptophyta, Magnoliopsida, Solanales, Solanaceae. Bases 1 to 999 code for a protein of 332 amino acids. The record is from RefSeq and is a predicted model, not a curated record.